AUGGAUGAAGCUUACAAGUUAUGUAUGAAGAAGGAAAACAUCAUGUUAUCCUUGUUGAUUCCUGGUCCGCAUCAGCCUGGGAAUAGCAUUGAGGUAUACUUAGAGCCUCUGAUCGAGGAUCUUCUGCUUCUCUCGAACAAGGGAGUGGUUACAUAUGAUGCCUUUAGUAAAAGUACAUUCCAACUCAAAGCAAUCCUCCUUUGGACUAUCAGUGAUUUUCCUGUGUAUGGGAAUCUUGCAGGUUGCAAAGUAAAGGGGAAAAUGGGUUGUCCGUUAUGUGGAAAACACACAGACAGUAUGUGGCUGAAGAACAGUAGAAAGCAUGUUUACAUGUGCCACAGAAAAGGUCUAGCACCGACACAUAGAUAUAGGGUUAAAAAGGCAUGGUUUGAUGGAAAAGCUGAGCAUGGGAACAAGGCUAGGAUUUUAACGGGUCAAAAUAUCUCUCAAAUAUUGAGAAAUUACAAAAACGAUUUCAGAAAUGGUAAAGACAAAGUAAAGAAAAGAAAAAGGGUUGUAUCUGUUGCAUCGGACUCUGACAGCGAUGGUGUGUCCAGUGAGUCAGAGGACGAAGAAGAAGAAGAAGUAGAUGAGGACGAGUUAUCUAGAUGGAAAAAAAGAUCAAUCUUCUUCAGGUUACCUUAUUGGGAGGAACUGCCGGUAAGGCACAACUUAGACGUGAUGUAUGUGGAGAAAAAUGUUGCAGCAAGCAUCGUCGCUACAUUGUUGCAUUGUGGAAAAUCAAAAGAUGGCCUUCAUGCUAGAAAGGACUUGCAAGUUCUCGGUAUCAGAAACGACUUGCAUCCUAAAAUACAGGGUAAAAGAACAUACCUUCCACCUGCACCUUGGUCUUUGUCCAAAACUGAGAAAAAAACAUUUUGCAAGCGACUUUUUGACUUCAGAGGUCCAGAUGGGUACUGCUCAAACAUAUCCAGGGGAGUGUCAUUGGAGGAUUGCAAAGUAUCAGGACUAAAAUCUCAUGAUUACCAUGUCUUGAUGCAACAGCUUCUUCCGGUUGCACUGCGAGGACUACUUCCAAAGGGUCGUAGGAUUGCAAUUACGAGACUUUGUGCAUUCUUCAACCUGCUGUGUCAGAGGGUUAUUGAUAGAGAGCAAAUUACAGUGAUGGAAACUGAAGUCGUGGAAACAUUUUGCAUGUUUGAACGGUUCUUUCCUCCAAGCUUCUUUGACAUCAUGGUGCACUUGAUAGUUCAUCUUGGAAGAGAAGCGAGACUAGGUGGACCAGUCCAUUUUCGAUGGAUGUACCCAUUUGAAAGGUAUAUGAAAGUACUUAAAGACUUUGUUCAAAAUCCUGCAAGACCAGAGGGUUGCAUUGUAGAUUCUUAUCUCGCAGAAGAGUGCAUGCAAUUCUGUAGUCAAUUUCUAAAGAAAACAACAAGUGUAGAGGACAAACAAGAGAGAAAUACAGAUUACGAGAGCCACUCUAUACUCGAAGGCCGUCCUAUAUCCGCAGCCACAACUAUUGAGCUUACUGAAUUGGAGAAAAAAAUAGCCCAUCUUGCUGUCAUUCAGAACACUGCUCUCGUGGAUCCAUUUGUCGAACGCGAUGCAACAUUGUUAUGGAGUACACACACUCAGAAAUUCGCGUGUUGGUUAAAGGAACAGAUACCUAUGAUCUCAGACAGACAUGAAGAAACUCUCAAGUGGCUGGCAUAUGAUCCUCGUAAUACUGCUAGGUCAUAUACUGGUUAUAUAGUGAAUGGGCAGCGGUUUCACACGACUUCAGUUCAUAGGCAAAGUCAGAAUAGUGGAGUAUUUUAUGAGGCCACAGCUAUGUGUAGAUCUAGUGCAAGAGACACUUCACAGGUCGUUGAUUUGGUAGAAUACUACGGGAGGGUCACUGAUAUUAUACUAUUGGAUUACAAUGUAUUUUACGUUCCACUUUUUAAGUGUCAAUGGGCAGUUAGAGGCAACGGUGUCAAGAUAGAAGAUGGCUUCACACUUGUCAACCUCAAUCAAAGCCAAGUAUCCUUUCAUAAGGAUCCAUAUAUACUAGCCUCUCAAGCCAAGCAAGUUUUCUAUUCAAAGGAAGAUGAUUCAUCUAGUUGGUAUGUAGUUCUCCGAGGUCCUACAAGGAGAUACAAUGAAGACAAUCCUGAAGAUGGUAAUGUAGAAGUUGGGCCGCUUCCGUCAAGCGCUGAGAUGGACAUCGAUGACUUUAACGAUGAGGCUGCGAAUGCCCGAGCAGAUUGUGAAGGCAUAUAUAUAUAA
Messenger RNA from Eutrema salsugineum, 2232 nucleotides. RefSeq lists its product as uncharacterized. The transcript has 5 exons. Lineage: Eukaryota; Viridiplantae; Streptophyta; Magnoliopsida; Brassicales; Brassicaceae. The record is from RefSeq and is a predicted model, not a curated record. The coding region runs from base 1 to 2232 and encodes 743 amino acids.